Molecule: messenger RNA, 219 nt
Organism: Funneliformis caledonium
Lineage: Eukaryota; Fungi; Glomeromycota; Glomeromycetes; Glomerales; Glomeraceae
Source: the annotation of a GenBank genome assembly
AUGCAUUUGUCCCAACAAGAAUUUAAAGCCUUUGUUCAAGAAAAUAGUGAAAAUCGUCGACUUAGUUCAAAAAAGCUUGUAACAGUUUGGACAGCUCAUACAAAACAGUCUAUUUCUGCUAUUACUAUGUGCCAGAAUCUUAAGAAAGUUGGGCUUACAUCUUGUAUACCUCGUAAAAAACCCACAAUGACAGAAGUACAUUGUCAGGCUCAUCUCUAA